Molecule: messenger RNA, 2322 nt
Organism: Manis javanica (Malayan pangolin)
Lineage: Eukaryota; Metazoa; Chordata; Mammalia; Pholidota; Manidae
Gene: THOC3
Product: THO complex subunit 3
Biological process (GO): mRNA export from nucleus
Cellular component (GO): THO complex part of transcription export complex
Molecular function (GO): protein binding
Source: RefSeq, a predicted model, not a curated record
AGAGACACAAAUAUACCUAUCAUGCAGUAGAUAAGGGGUAAAAAAGGACCGAAAAACCCUACAGUCUUAGUAAAGGAAAUUUAAAUCUAUUUGAUUAAAAAAAUGCGUGCGCGGCCUGCCGCGAUAUGCUGUACUUCCGGGACUGCGCACAAUGCGGCUGCGCAGGGGAGCUGCCGCUCUUCCAGGCGCAAGCGUGGGACCGCAGCGGCAGGACUGAUUGCUCCAAGGCUGCUGUGGCCUCGCCGGCGUUUCAAAGUUCGGUAUGGCUGUCCCCGCGGCGGCAAUGGGGCCCUCGGCGCUGGGCCAGAGCGGUCCAGGCUCAAUGGCUCCCUGGUGCUCCGUUAUCAGUGGCCCGACUCGCUACGUGCUUGGGAUGCAGGAGCUGUUUCGCGGUCACAGCAAGACGCGCGAGUUCCCCGCGCACAGCGCCAAGGUGCACUCCGUGGCUUGGAGUUGCGACGGGCGUCGCCUGGCCUCGGGGUCCUUCGACAAGACGGCCAGCGUUUUCCUGCUGGAAAAGGACCGGUUGGUCAAAGAAAAUAAUUACCGGGGUCAUGGGGAUAGUGUGGACCAGCUUUGUUGGCAUCCAAGUAAUCCUGAUCUCUUUGUCACCGCAUCUGGAGACAAAACCAUUCGAAUCUGGGAUGUGAGGACUACGAAAUGCAUUGCUACUGUGAACACUAAAGGAGAGAACAUUAAUAUCUGCUGGAGUCCUGAUGGGCAGACCAUUGCUGUAGGCAACAAGGAUGAUGUGGUGACCUUUAUCGAUGCCAAGACACACCGUUCCAAAGCAGAGGAGCAAUUCAAGUUUGAGGUCAAUGAAAUCUCCUGGAACAAUGACAAUAACAUGUUCUUCCUGACAAAUGGCAACGGUUGUAUCAACAUCCUCAGCUACCCAGAGCUGAAGCCUGUGCAGUCUAUCAAUGCCCAUCCUUCCAACUGCAUCUGUAUCAAGUUUGACCCCAUGGGGAAGUACUUUGCCACAGGAAGUGCAGAUGCUUUGGUCAGCCUCUGGGAUGUGGAUGAGUUAGUGUGUGUUCGGUGCUUUUCCAGGCUGGAUUGGCCUGUGAGGACCCUUAGUUUUAGCCAUGAUGGGAAAAUGCUGGCAUCAGCAUCGGAAGAUCAUUUUAUUGACAUUGCUGAAGUAGAGACAGGAGACAAACUAUGGGAGGUACAGUGUGAGUCCCCGACCUUUACUGUGGCCUGGCACCCCAAAAGGCCUCUGCUGGCAUUUGCCUGUGAUGACAAAGAUGGCAAAUAUGACAGCAGUCGGGAAGCUGGAACUGUGAAGUUGUUUGGGCUUCCUAAUGAUUCCUGAUAGGAGGACCUGACACAGGGAGAGGAAGCCCUGGCAGAGACCUUCCUUUGUAUACUUAGUUUGUAUGUUCUCUUGGAGUUUAUUGGCACCUAAAGUAUUGUAAACUGAUAUAAAUUACACAUGUCUUUUGUCAGUCUGCCUAUUCCAGUUUCCUUCCUAUUUGUUAUGAUAGCUGUUCCCAGGAGGACUCUGCAGUGAUGACACCAGCAUAUCUUGUCCCCUGGGGGCCACCUGGAUUCCCUGCUUUUGGGUGUAUGGUGGACUUUGUUGGGCUUGCUUUACUUGGUCAAUACCCAGUUUGGAGGGGUGGGUGAGGAAGGGUGAGAUGGAGACAGAUUUUUUUUUUAUAAUAAAAAGAUAUAUAUAUAAUUUUGAGAAUUGAGCAUUAAUAAAACUGGCUUUUUAAUUAUGGGAUUUCUAGGACUUUAAAAAUUAUAUUAUUAUUUUCUUCUGUUAUCAUAGGAAGAUGUUGCAGUUUUACAUUUUUUAAAAAAAGUCUCAUAUUUCAAAGGUUGUAAUUUUAUCAUUUAAUGUCCUAACCAAGAAUUAUGUGAAAUGCAGGGACAAAGCAUGGAGUGCACUGACAAUAGCAAUCCUUAAAGUCAUCAGCUGUUUUUAUGUGUGUAUGUAUACCAGGCCUCAUUCUCCAAUGGAUUUGUAGACAAUGAAUUUAUGACACACUUUGGGAAAAGUACCAAAAUAUAAGUGAGAAAUACAAAAUGAGGAUGAGGCAUAUGUAUUAGAGUAGAAAGUGAAGACUGAAGAAAUGAAACUAGAAAUAUGCUGAGAAUAUGACCUAAUGGAAUGAUUGAACAUAAAUUUUGGCUCUGCACUCCCUGAUGGCAGAGUGAAGAAGGGGUAAGUCAGAAAUUCUUCACUAAAAAGACAAGCACAUACCAGCUAAUGCUUUGUUAGCUCUCACCUCCAAAAGAAGUGUUUCCUGUAGAGGAUUAUUACCUGUGAACAGUAUCUUGAUUUUCAUUGUAUUUUAACAGAUCUUGGCA